ACAGCGGAUUGUUAAAAUAUUGUAAUGAUUGGAAGCUGGUAAUUAAAGAACAGAAUCCUAUGUUACGAUCAAGUCAUGCAGUUGAAAUGAACAUUUGUUUCUUUAAAUAUGUGAAUUGAUUUUAUAUUAAAAAUAAAUGAACAAAAAACAAACAGCAGGACAACAAAUGUAUGAUAAACAGGAAGUCAUAAAAUAAAGGAUCACGACCACCACCACCUGACAGUAGUGAUACUGUCAGAUAUAAAAUGAUAAAUUGAUUCAUUUUACAUGUGAAUUCUCACAUGUCUCAUAAAGUUCACUGUUUUCAAUAGUUGACUGUGAGUUAAAGGCAACAUUAACCAUUUCAUUAUAACAAAAUGAAAGUUAAAACAAACAACAACAGACAAUAAUUUGUUUUUGUCGGUGUUGUCAGAACGUUGUUAAAUCUGGUUCUAUAGCCAAGUGUGACAAAGAUGAACAUGUGAACUGUUAGACAAGGGGCUGAAGGUCUGGAGAAGGAACAGACUGUGACGUGGUUUACAGCAGGACAAAGGUGGAACACUGACGACUUUAUGAUGAAGCAGCACAGAACCUACAGAACAGACACAGAGGAACCGAGAAGAGACACAGAAGAACCUUAGCCGGAGGAUGAGCAGAGAAAAAAGCCUAGAGUCCACGCUGCAGACCCUGCAGUGUCACUUCACCUGGGACCUGGACGUCAGCAGGUCCAAACUACUGCGGAUCAGAGACAAACUGCUGGACAUCGGGACGGAGGAGGGAUACAACUGGCUGGGACACAUCUACAACCUGCAGGGCUUUAUACACUUCCAACUGGGCUUCACCAAAGAUGCCAGGAUGUUCUUCGGCAGGUCCACGGAGGCCUUCCGUCAGAUCAGGAACACGGUGUCAGAUGAGGGUCCGUGGCUGCUGGUCAACUUGGCUAACUUGGCUUGGCUGAGCUAUCUCCAAGGAGAGGCAGCCCAGACUCAAGCGUGUCUGUCCAAGAUGGAGGUUCUCGUGAAGGACUAUCCAUCUCCAUCACCAGGUGACCUCCACCCAGAGAUCUAUGCUGAGAAAGGCUGGACCAUGAUGAAGUUCAGCAGAGAACACAAGCUCCUGGCUGCAGACUGUUUCCAGAGAGCCGUCAGGGUUCUGCCGGACCUGGUGGACUGGCAGAGCAGCUACGUCCUUGCUCUGGUCCAAGCCUUCAAACACUCUAACAAACACUUCAAGGCAGACAUUUUGGAUAAAAUGAAAAUAUGCAAGGAUCACGAUCCAACCAAUUUGUAUCUCGCCGCCGUCUUCCUGGAGGAACGUGCCAGCAGGUCACAGAACGUUGAAGAGGAAGCCCGGGCCCUGGCCAGGAAGGUUCUGACAAAACCCGUCAGCAGCUACAGUGGCAUCCAACCUUUGCUCAGGCUGUACAGCAUGUACGUGUCCAUGGAUGAGGCUAUCGACCUGGCAGAGGGCGCUCUAGAGAGGCAUCCAGGCGAACGUUAUUUGAAGAGAUGUGCUGCCAGCUGCUACAGAAGGAGAAUCCUUCUCCACAGGAACUCUCCUGCUGACCAGAGCAUGGUGGACAGAGGAAUCAGCCUCUACAAGGAAGUCAUUUCUCUCUACCCCGAGUCCUCGUUCAAAAGAAAAAUCUCUCUGGCCAACAUUUACGCUCAGUCCAGUCACAGCAGCGCUGCAGCUGAGAACAUUUUUGAAGAACUGCUUCAGAGUGAACUGGAGCCUAAAGAAGCCCAGGUUCUUUACAACAACUACGCCAAACAUUUACAUGUGAUCCAGAAAAAGACCCACAGGUCCAUAGAGUACCACAUGAGGGCAGCAGCGAUACCAGUGCAGUCCUUCUACAGAGUGAACAGUGUAGGGAUUCUGGAGAGGAUCAGAGACAGGAACAGAAACCGAAUGUGUGGUGAGAUCGCUGAGUUCCUGCUCCACCUGAGACUUUACUAGAUUUUUAUUGGCUGAGACGUCACUACUGUCUCUGUGACAUCACUGAUGUCUGGUAAAGAGUCUAGUAAAUUUCUUAAUCUAGUGUGUACCAAUAGAACCAUCUUUGUCCAUAAUGUGACCCACAUUCAUGGAGUCCAGAUGUCAGUUUAACAAUUAUUAACAAAGGUGUGUGUCAUACGUG
Molecule: messenger RNA, 2119 nt
Organism: Cynoglossus semilaevis (tongue sole)
Lineage: Eukaryota; Metazoa; Chordata; Actinopteri; Pleuronectiformes; Cynoglossidae
Product: interferon-induced protein with tetratricopeptide repeats 1B-like
Exons: 2
Coding region: 628-1938 (436 amino acids)
Biological process (GO): defense response to virus
Cellular component (GO): cytosol
Molecular function (GO): protein binding
Source: RefSeq, a predicted model, not a curated record